Molecule: messenger RNA, 5198 nt
Organism: Oreochromis niloticus (Nile tilapia)
Lineage: Eukaryota; Metazoa; Chordata; Actinopteri; Cichliformes; Cichlidae
Gene: ano2a
Product: anoctamin 2a
Exons: 28
Coding region: 669-4655 (1328 amino acids)
Biological process (GO): chloride transmembrane transport
Cellular component (GO): plasma membrane
Molecular function (GO): intracellularly calcium-gated chloride channel activity; protein dimerization activity
Source: RefSeq, a predicted model, not a curated record
ACCUUGCUCUUUAAAAACUGCCCCAAAAUACACACGAUACAUAAAAUUCCUGUGACUGACUACACAUCAGUAUAACAAGGACAUAAUAAUAAAAGUAUCACAAAAGUAUCACUAAUGCUUAGAACACUAAGUAAUGUACUCAAGGGAGCCAGUUUUGCUUUUAUUUUCAAUAGCAGGAAACAUUCGAUAUGCAUUUUUAUGGCUUUUUUUUUUUUUACAUCUUUUACAUUACCACUGCAUGUAGUUGGAGCAGGACAGUUAAAGUCAAAAUAAGUGCUAGUAUAAGUUUUUUAUUUAAAAUAUUUUUAUAUAAUUUUUGACUUUUUUUCAGUGUCAUCUCAGAGCCUACAGAGGGUAGCCGAGGUUCAGUUUCAAGGGUCACUUGUAAACCCUUUCCUCUUAGCUUACAAACACACACAGCUACACACACACUCACACACCCCUCUUGUAUCCAGUAAUAUGCUUCACACCUUCCUUCCGUUCAGUAUGGAACGGUCAGGGAAUUAGCCGUCUUGUGCGCGCGCAAUAAGCCAGGGGUUGCGGGAGCGCGCGCGGAUUGUCCACCAUCUCAGCCCCUCAGGCUGUGCAAAUCGCGCGUCUUGUCAAUCAUCUCCCUGGCGAAGACCUGAUCCUCCGUGAGUACUGAGGGAUGAAACGGAAACGAAUGUAUGCCCUUAACCACAGCAAUGAGUGAGUCAUCGUCCUUUCACUCACAGAAGCUUAUUUCAUUGGCCCGAUCACUGUCUGGGCUCGGACUCGAUGCCGCCAAUGGAGGCCCUGUCAACCUCGAUGACAAUGACGAGCCUCCACCUCCGGAGUCUGGCAUUGAGCUUGGCCCUGGGCUUUUUUUUGCUGAUGGCAAGAGGAAAGUGGACUACGUGCUUUGCUACAAAUACAAAAAAAGGAGAACAUCAAAGCCGCGUCUUUCCCUUUCAUCUAACGGGAGUCUACCGAUACCUAUACCAAUGCCAAUCCCGAUACAAGGUCGAUGGGAAGCGGAAGCAGAGUCUGGGGAGCCGGGAGCUCAUGCGGGAGAUGCGGAAGAGUCCAAGCUUACUGAGGAGGAAAAAGCUUUAAUGAGGGAGGAGUUUGAAGGAGGCCUGCUGGAGGCUGGGCUACAGAUUGAGCGCGAUAAGGAGAGGUCAAACGGCAUGGGGUUUAUUCGACUGCACAUCCCAUGGUCAAUACUGAGCCGAGAAGCGGAGCUGCAGAAGAUCAAAGUCGCUGUAAAAAAGAAAUGUGAAUUGCGGAAACGGACAGGCAUUGCUGGGAUGUGGGAUUCUGUUGCCACUAAAAUCAACACACCGUUUCAGCCGGACGUCCCUGAUUUUGACAUCCAGAGAGACUCCCAGACACGCGUCAAUUUUAAAACCCUCAAACACCCUUUUAUCAGAGACAAACUCCAUCUCUAUGACAUCAAGUCAACAGAGACUUUGUUUGACAAUGCGACGCGGAGCAGAAUAGUAGCUGAGAUUAUUUCACGUACUACUUGCAGACACUCUUGCCAAACUACCGGCAUCAACUCUUUACUGGCUCGGGGUGUCUAUGUUGCUGCUUUCCCUCUGCAUGACGGGUCAUUCACCAGGAGAGGACGGAAAGAUCAGAGAAAUGAUAGACAGCUCCUCCAUGAAGAAUGGGCUAACUAUGGAGUCAUGCAUAAAUACCAGCCUGUAGAUCUUAUCAGGAAGUACUUUGGAGAACAGAUUGGGUUGUAUUUUGCAUGGCUGGGUGUUUAUACUCAGCUCCUCAUCCCUCCUUCGGUACUGGGCAUCAUUGUCUUCCUAUACGGCAUACUUACUGUGGAUACCAAUGUGCCAAGUCAGGAGACGUGUAAUGACAGCUUGAACAUCACCAUGUGUCCACUCUGUGAUGGCGUGUGCGACUACUGGCGUCUGAGUUCGGUGUGCUCAUUGGCCCGAGCUUCAUACCUGUUUGACAAUGGAGCCACUGUCCUCUUUGCUAUUUUCAUGUCUCUGUGGGCCGCAUGGUUUCUUGAGCACUGGAAAAGGCGGCAGAUGUAUCUGAAACAUACGUGGGACCUGACGAGCCUCGAGGAUGAGGAGGAGCGAGUCCAGGAGGAGCUGAGACCUGAAUAUGAAGAAGCACUGCAGGAGAAAAAAGCCAAGAUGAAAGCACAGUCUGCAAAAAAGAUGACUCAGUCUGGGGACGGUAGAGAUGGAGAAACAGACCAGAUGCUGGCCUACCAGCAAGAGCCCGAGUCACUGGACAUAGAGGAUCACCUGCCAGGUUAUCUCAUCAAUAUAUCCACCUUACUACUGCUGAUAUUCAUCACCUUCUCAGCGGUGUUCGGGGUGGCAGUUUACCGCAUCUGCAUGCUGAGUGUGUGGUCCAUGAACCCUGAUCCGGAGGCCAAGGCCAGCGUUAGGAUGACAGUCACAACCACAGGCAUCAUCCUCAAUAUGCUGGUCGUUCUGGUGUUGGAAGAGGUCUAUGGAGCGAUUGCCGUGUGGCUGACUGAGCUUGAACUUCCAAAGACAACAGAGGAGUUUGAAGAGAGACUAAUAUUCAAGUCCUUCUUCCUCAAAUCCAUGAACGCCUUUGCACCAAUUUUCUAUGUGGCCUUCUUCAAGGGCAGGUUUGCUGGGCGGCCUGGCGAUUAUGUUUAUGUCUUUGGAGACUAUCGCAUGGAAGAGUGUGCCCCUCCUGGCUGCCUCAUUGAGCUGUGCAUCCAGCUCAGCAUGAUCAUGCUCGGAAAACAACUCAUCCAAAACAAUGUGUUUGAGAUACUCGUACCUAAGUUGAAAAAGAUGUACAGAACAAUACAGGAACAAAAAGGAAAGAAUAGAGGAGCAGAAGAUGAGGACAGUGAAACAGAGGAGAAGCGACCGAAACAGCAGUUUGACAAGGAUUUCACCCUCGAACCGUUUGAAGGUGUCAGUCCAGAAUACAUGGAAAUGAUAAUCCAGUAUGGGUUUGUGACUCUGUUUGUGGCCUCCUUCCCGCUGGCACCAGCGUUUGCUCUGCUCAACAAUGUCAUCGAGAUUCGCCUCGACGCUGCAAAAUUUGUUACUGAAAUCCGGCGUCCCGAUGCUGUGAGGUGCAAAGACAUAGGGAUUUGGUACAACAUCCUUUGUGGAAUCAGCAAAUUCUCUGUCAUCACCAAUGCAUUUGUCAUCUCCUUCACAUCAGAGUUUGUUCCACGAAUGGUUUACCAGUACAUGUACAGCGUUAAUGGCACCAUGAGUGGAUACACGGAGCACUCGCUGUCCUACUUCGAUGUCAGCAACUUCCCCUCUGGCACAGCGCCAAACACCACCCUUAUCACUGGAGUAUCCAUGUGCAGGUAUAAAGACUACAGAGAUCCUCCGUGGGCAACAGAUGCGUACACCUUCUCUAAACAGUACUGGUCUGUCCUGGCUGCAAAACUGGCCUUCGUAAUUUUCUUCCAGAACCUUGCCAUGUUCCUCAGCAUGUUAGUUGCCUGGAUGAUCCCAGAUGUACCACGAUCUCUGCGGGAACAGCUGAAGAAAGAGAACAUGUUGCUGAUGGAGUUUCUGCUGACUCAAGACCAAGAAGCACGUGCCAAAACUCACUCCACAAAACACUCAGCCCCCUACUUCCCCGCCAACAUAGACAUUGUGGUGGAGGCACCACCAGAAAAUCAAGAAGAAGUACAAGUGGAGGAAGAGGAAGUGGUGGGGGUUGAGAUCAAUUUGGAUGCAAGGAGCAGAGAUAGUGACAGUGAUCCAGAGAUUGGAAAUGUAUUGGUAGAAGAUGGAGUAAAUGGUCUAGAAGAGCGAGGAGAUGAAGGUGAAGAGGAAAAGAGAGAGGCCGAAGGAACAGAAAAGGAAGGAGAAGGAGAUGUUAAGGAGGAGGAUAGGAAGGAAGAAGGUGGAAAGGAAGAGUUUGAACAAGAGGAAAGUGAUGAAAAAGAGAAAGGAGGACAGAGAACAAAUGAAGACGAAGCAAAGGAAGUUGAGAAUGAAAAUUUUACUGUAGAUCUGGACGUCUUCAUGAGUGAGCUGGGCCUCUUAGAUGAAGAACCCUCAUCGAGCACAGUUAAAGAUACGGAGCUUCCCCGCUCAGGCUCCAAAGAAGAAUGCCAGAAAGAUGCUGAACCUCUGUCACAUUCAUCGUGUAAAAGAGGAUCAUCCCAGAGUCUGAAGAUCUCCAAGGAAGGGAUUACAACAACAGAUGAUGAAACUAAGAGCUUCUCAUUAAUCGCACCUCCUCCCAGAGAGCCAGGCUCAAAGGCCAAGGCCCGAUGCUCCACCCUGCCUUCUCGCCACAGAGGGGCUGAGGCUUGCUACAGCCUGCCAAGGCCCAGCCACUCCACCAGCCUCACCAGGUUCCAGCAGAAGUCCACACUUAUUCCCCUGGUUACCCUGGACCCUUCAUCAUCAGCUUCACCCAGCCCAUUAUCUCCCACACACACACAGGCAUCCCCAUCAUCUGCACAGCCUCUACUUGCCCAACAGCACAAAGCCUCAACUGAACUGUUUGUGCUAAAAGGCCCUCCACCCCAACAGCCACGCUCCAGGGCCAAAGCCCGGUGCUUAACCCUGCCUCCAAGACAAAGAGCACAGGGUCCUGAGGAGCACUCCAAAAAGCCUAGCCAUUCCACCAGCUUUACAAAGCUGGAAGACCGUAUCCCGCCUUCCCCCAGUGAACUGAAGCGCAACACACCAGUAUGAGGAGAGCUGCAAGGCAAAGUGAAAGAGAAGGAGGGUGGAGGAGGGAGGGAGAGGACUAUUCAGAUAACCUUCUCCUGUCUGUGCCUGGAGGCACACACCCCCUUCAGUCCCCACUGCAUAUACCUAUGGUGUGAAAGGAAACAUCAAUGGAAACUCCUUUUUAUCAUGUUACUCCUCAUUAUACUGCUCAGUGGUUUAGGGCUAAACCUGACAAUGGGGGUGCUGGACAAUUCGGAGAAAGACUGCUCUGAAAGUCUCCUUGCUAUGACCUGUGAAAAAAAACCACUGGAACAUAUUGUGUUUUAUUUCUGUGUAUAUUUUUUGGGCUGUUCUUUUUUGCCUACACUCACAUCUCAGUAGCCAAUGCUCCUCUGUUACUUCCAGUCCAACACAUGCAGCAGUGCUGCCUUGUAGGCCAGCUGAAGAUGAAAUUGUAUUCACUGCAGCUAGAAUCAGCACGUGUGCUUUUAGAUUUACGUUUAUCUUUAGAAGUUUUGAUAUAUAAACACAUGAACUUAUAAUAAAAGACCCCCAUGUUUUUAA